This is a messenger RNA of Pseudocercospora fijiensis CIRAD86, 270 nucleotides long. RefSeq lists its product as uncharacterized. The record is from RefSeq and is a predicted model, not a curated record. Lineage: Eukaryota; Fungi; Ascomycota; Dothideomycetes; Mycosphaerellales; Mycosphaerellaceae. The transcript is spliced from 3 exons. Bases 1 to 270 code for a protein of 89 amino acids.
AUGCCCCAAGGCGGAAAAGAGAGGGGUGGUGCGCAAAGUAAGGGAGGAAGACGUCGUUUCGGUGGUGAAGAGCUUCGAAGUGCACGGCCUUCAGGUCUGCGGCAAACACGAACGUAUCGCUACUGUAUGCCCAACUUAGCGGGAUCCUUCGAGGCACCAGCACACAUGCACCUCUACACGUCGAGAGCAGAGUUCGAAGCAAUGAAUGCUAACGACACCUCCGGGCCUCGCCCGAGCACUACUAUGGGCUACAGUAAGCCUGUCAGUUAG